Messenger RNA from Nyctereutes procyonoides (raccoon dog), 3291 nucleotides. It is a transcript of the gene AEBP2, whose product is annotated as AE binding protein 2. Gene Ontology annotation, biological process: regulation of transcription by RNA polymerase II. The record is from RefSeq and is a predicted model, not a curated record. NCBI's taxonomy places the organism in Eukaryota, Metazoa, Chordata, Mammalia, Carnivora, Canidae. The transcript is spliced from 9 exons. The coding region runs from base 94 to 1677 and encodes 527 amino acids. Gene Ontology annotation, cellular component: ESC/E(Z) complex.
GUUUCGGGCGUUUGGGAGGGGGCGAGCGAGGGAGCUAGAGUCAGGAGAGGGAGGCGGCGGCGGGGAGGAGGAGGAGGAGGAGCAGGCGCCGCCAUGGCCGCCGCUAUCACCGACAUGGCCGACCUGGAGGAGCUCUCUCGCCUGAGCCCUCUGCCCCCCGGCAGCCCCGGCCCGGCGGCGCGGGGCCGGGCUGAGCCCCCCGAGGAGGAGGAGGAAGAGGAGGAGGAGGAGGAGGAGGCGGAGGCCGAGGCCGAGGCCGAGGCGGUGGCAGCGCUGCUGCUGAACGGCGGCGGCGGCGGCGGCGGCGGCGGCGGCGGCGGCGGCGGCGGAGUGGGGGGCGGCGAGGCGGAGACGAUGUCGGAGCCGAGCCCCGAGAGCGCCAGCCAGGCCGGCGAGGACGAGGACGAGGAGGAGGACGAGGAGGAGGAGGACGAGAGCAGCAGCAGCGGCGGGGGCGAGGAGGAGAGUAGCGCCGAGAGCCUGGUGGGCAGCAGCAGCGGCGGGAGCAGCAGCGACGAGACGCGCUCGCUGAGCCCCGGCGCCGCCAGCAGCAGCAGCGGGGAUGGGGACGGCAAGGAGGGCCUGGAGGAGCCCAAGGGACCCCGGGGCAGCCAGGGCGGCGGCGGGGGCGGCAGCAGCAGCAGCAGCAGCAGCGUCGUCUCCAGCGGCGGCGACGAGGGUUACGGGACCGGGGGCGGCGGAAGCAGCGCGACCUCCGGGGGCCGGCGAGGCAGCCUGGAGAUGUCGUCGGACGGGGAGCCCCUGAGCCGCAUGGACUCGGAGGACAGCAUAAGCAGUACUAUAAUGGAUGUAGACAGCACAAUUUCCAGUGGGCGUUCAACUCCAGCAAUGAUGAAUGGACAAGGAAGCACUACUUCUUCAAGCAAAAAUAUUGCCUAUAAUUGUUGUUGGGACCAGUGCCAGGCUUGCUUCAACUCUAGCCCAGACCUGGCCGAUCACAUCCGUUCCAUACAUGUAGAUGGUCAGCGAGGAGGGGUAUUUGUUUGCUUAUGGAAAGGUUGUAAAGUAUAUAACACUCCGUCAACCAGUCAGAGUUGGUUACAGAGGCAUAUGCUGACACAUAGUGGAGACAAACCUUUCAAGUGUGUUGUUGGUGGCUGCAAUGCCAGCUUUGCUUCUCAGGGAGGGCUAGCUCGCCAUGUACCCACACACUUCAGUCAGCAGAACUCCUCAAAAGUUUCUAGCCAGCCAAAGGCCAAAGAAGAAUCUCCUUCUAAAGCUGGGAUGAACAAAAGGAGAAAAUUAAAGAACAAAAGACGACGUUCAUUACCACGACCACAUGAUUUCUUCGAUGCACAAACACUGGAUGCGAUAAGACAUCGAGCCAUAUGCUUUAACCUCUCAGCUCAUAUAGAAAGUUUAGGGAAGGGACACAGUGUUGUUUUUCAUAGUACUGUAAUAGCUAAGAGAAAAGAAGAUUCUGGAAAGAUAAAACUUUUGCUUCAUUGGAUGCCUGAAGACAUUCUGCCUGACGUGUGGGUGAAUGAAAGUGAACGACAUCAAUUAAAAACUAAAGUAGUUCAUUUAUCAAAGCUACCCAAAGAUACUGCCUUGCUUUUGGAUCCAAACAUAUACAGAACAAUGCCGCAGAAGAGGUUGAAGAGAUUUGCAUGGUAUUAUGGUUCUCUUACUCUGAAAAUUAAAAAGGAGUUGUAAGUGGCUACAGCAGGAAUUGCAACCCACAUUUUUUUCUAGGUCAGUAUUAUUUUCACCAUACCAAACAAUGUGAGAGAGGAAAUAAAUGUAUAUUGUAAUACCACUGUAAAGUUGUUUUCAGCGUUUCUGCUAUAGCCAAAUCCCUAGCAUGACAUAUGGCACAAAAUAGUCUGCAAAAUAGUCUAUUUGUUGAAAGACCAUUAUAGGUGAGUACUUGUUACAGGAAUAUAUUUUGGAGAGUUAAGUCCAUAAAAUACUAGUAGGGUUGAAGCAACUUUGCUUUACACCACACUGUGAUAAUGUUUACCUUUAUUUUACGAACCUACAAAAGGAACUGUAGUUUGUCUAAAUGUUUUCAUUGUAAUGGAUUAUUGAUGUUAUAUUUUUACAUAUUCAGUUGUAACCAUUUCUGGUUUAUUGAAUUUUAUUAAAAAGAGGCUCAAUUUAGUUUUUGGUAGGACUACCUUUUUUUUUUUUUUUGAGACCUCAAUCAUAUUUAUGAUAUGAGUAACAUUUUUAAAUAGUAACACUAUUUUGAAGGAGUUACCCAGUAUUUGAUUUCUUAUCUAUUUUGUCAAGGUCCCAGGGCAUUGUCCCCCAAAGGACCUAUUUUCCUUUUCAAUAUUUAUAUACCUCUGCUAGAGGAAAACCUAUGUGUUUACAAAUCUUAUGAAUUUAUUAAGAAACUGCCAAGGAUUUAUAUGUUCCUAUUAAAACCAUUUCAGGAAUUCAUUUAUUCCUAAUAGGUCUUGCAUAAGAUUAUUACAUUUUGGGCCUUUACCUUUUAGAAAAACAAAAAAAUUUUUUGGAGAGUAUGAAGCAAGGAAAUAAUCGUAAAACAUGAGUAGUUACUCUUGAUAGCUGGGCCAGUGUAGAUAGUUUAGUAUAAACAUCAUCAAGCAUUGCAGAGGAGGAGUAGGUCAGAAGAUUCCUAGGUUGUAUCUUGUUGAAUUUCAUAAAUUAGAGCCUAAUUGAUUAUCUUAAUACUUGAAUAACUUUUAAAAACCUCAUAAUAGGAUCCCUGGAGGGUUCAGCAGUUUGGUUUCUGCCUUCCGCCCAGGGUGUGAUCCUGGAGACCCAGGAUUGAGUCCCACAUCAGGCUCCCUGCAUGGAGCCUGCUUCUCCCUCUGCCUGUGUCUCAUGGAUAAAUAAAUAAAAUCUUUAAAAAAAAAAAAACUAGUUGGGAAGAUUUCUAUACUGUAGUCUCCUGGGAGGGACUGUCAGCUGACCUUGUGAGUUGUGUCUAUUUUAAAGUUUUGGUAUUGCAAAAUGUUUUCCAACAUAAACUCCCAUCAAUUGGAUGUGAAUGCUUUUUUCCCUGCACUUAUUCCAAUAUUUAGAUAUUAUCAAUACUUAGAUAAUAUCAAUACAAGAUAUUAUCAUUUACAUUUUAGUCAAAGAUGGAAAAGUGAGUUAAAAGAAUUGCCUGGGUUUGAUUCUUCUUUCAAGUGAAAACUGAUUUUGUGGUUUUGGGGAAAUUGAACCUGUUGAACUUGUGCCUGUUUUUUUGUUUGUAAAUGGCAUGCUGCUGUUACUUGAUAGGAUUUGUAUAGUCCUUGUUUUGAUGAGCAUGGUUUGAAAGUAGUCUUAAUCUUUGUAUCUUCUUAUCCCCCC